This is a messenger RNA of Gongylonema pulchrum, 753 nucleotides long. The record is from the annotation of a GenBank genome assembly. NCBI's taxonomy places the organism in Eukaryota, Metazoa, Nematoda, Chromadorea, Rhabditida, Gongylonematidae.
UUGCAGGCAAAGUCGCUUAACUUUUUUCUACCAGUGAUCGAUGCGGUGCAAGCAGAAGAAACUUACGAAGGUGCUACAGUAAUUGAACCGAUUCGCGGUUUUUACAAUGUUCCAAUUGCGACUCUCGAUUUUGCCUCACUGUAUCCAUCAAUUAUGAUUGCACAUAACAUAUGCUACACUACUUUGCUCCAAGGUCCCUCUAGUACAAACAAUUGUAUGGUUUUGAACGGAAGGCAGCUGGCACUGAAAAUAUCGGCAAACUCAGUUUACGGUUUUACUGGUGCUUCGGUCGGGAAAUUGCCUUGUUUGGAGAUCUCCCAGUCAGUCACCGCUUUCGGUCGUCAGAUGAUUGACUUCACAAAAAAUACCGUUGAGGAGAUAUAUAAGAAAGGUUAUCUGGAUGGCAAAUGCCCAUGUGAUGCUCAGGUAUAUUCUCCUUUCCUGUUGAUUACCAAGAAACGCUACGCGGGUCUGUAUUUUACGCGACCCGAAAAACACGACAAAAUUGAUUGCAAAGGACUGGAAACAGUUCGACGUGACAACUGCCCGCUGGUUUCGAAAGUUCUUAGCACAUGCUUGGAGAAAAUGUUAUUGGAAGGCGAUGCUACCAGUGCCCUGGAACAUGCGAAAAAGGUCAUAUCAGAUCUGCUUUGCAAUCGAAUUGAUAUUUCGGAGCUGAUUAUCACCAAAGAAUUAACUCGUUCCAGUAAUGUAAGUAUUUCAAGCAUCAGUUUUCACCAAAAAAUUAUUUGA